This is a messenger RNA of Tachysurus vachellii, 1446 nucleotides long. Its product is annotated as LIM domain and actin-binding protein 1-like. The record is from RefSeq and is a predicted model, not a curated record. The transcript has a single exon. The coding region runs from base 1 to 1446 and encodes 481 amino acids. NCBI's taxonomy places the organism in Eukaryota, Metazoa, Chordata, Actinopteri, Siluriformes, Bagridae.
AUGUACUGCAAAACCCACUAUAAACAGCUGUUCAAGUCCAAAGGAAACUACGAUGAGGGAUUUGGAGAAAAGCCUCACAGAGAGCUUUGGAGUACAAAAAAUCAGAACACAUCAGAAAAAGUUAAUCAAAUUAGUAAUGUAUCUCCAGUGAAAUCUGAUAACAAAGUAUUGCAGGUCUCAAAAGAAAACGACUCGUUCCCUGAUGAGAUGAAAGAAACAAGUAAGCUGAACGAUAAUGCAAAUAAGCCGACAAGUAAAAUUGCAAUUGUUUGGCCACCUCAAAGUGAAACACCAAAGAAGAGUUUUACUCUGGAAGAAGAACUCAAAGUUGUCAAGCCUAAUUGGCCACCUACAGAGGAGUCACAAGAAACUGAACUGAGCAACCAUGACGUCGCUAAUGAAAACCAAAGAGAACACGGUGUUGAUCCGAUGAAAGCCUUACCUAAAGAGAAGGACUCUGAGCAACCAAUGGCAACCGCUCAAGUACCAACUGAUGUUUCAGUAGCUGUAGAGAAAGGACCCAAAGUCACAGAUGGUAUAGAAAAAAAAGCAGAAGAAGCAGAAGGCAAAACAGACAUAAAAGACAAGAAAGAGGUUUUGGAGGUGAAUGGAGACAUGAAUUAUAAUGAAGAAAACGAGAAUGUGGAAAAGAUGAAGGAAGAUGAACGUGAGAACAAGGAAAAUGAGGAAAGUGGAAAAACAGAUGGUGUAAAGGUGACGGUGAUAGACAGUAUGGCUACAGGUGAACAAUCAGCAAAUGGAAAUGCAAACAAUAACAACAACAACAACAACAACAACUGUCUCCUGUUACUAGAUGUCGGUGAUCCUUGGAUGGGUUCCGACAAUGUUAAAGCAGAGUCAGAUACUUUUGAAAUCUACUUACCUUCUACUCAGGAAACCAACACCAAAGAGGAAGUGAACUCCAUAGAAGAUCCUGACAUCAAAGAAGACAUGAAUGCUCCUGAGAAAACCAACACUGCCGAGGAAAGCAACACCAAAGAUGAAUCUGACACCAAACAGGAAACCAACACCAAAGAAACGAUGCGUGCUAACCUACUGCUGUUACUACAAGACGAUGAUCGUCCACCUCCAAGUGCCAAUGAAGGGAAUGUAUCAGAUGAAAAGCUAGAGCACCAUUCAGAUCAGCAACCAAAUUUCAGUGCCUCACAAUUUCUAGACGAUAUAUUUGCAGGUUUUAGCGACACCACAAGCCUUUUUUCCAAGGAUGACUUUAACACCAGUGCAAAACCAUCAACCACUCUCCUUGACGACCUUAUGGAUUUUGGAAUAGAGACCAAAGAGGAAUCAGGUGUGAAAACACUGGAGAAGACAAGCAUUGAUUAUUCUAACUCCAAAGCCAGCCACCUGUGGGGAGAAGAUCCGCAAUCGCUGUCUGUAGAGGAACAAAUUAAACGGAACAGAUUUUAUGAGGAUGAUGAUCUCUGA